Messenger RNA from Anthonomus grandis grandis, 3309 nucleotides. It is a transcript of the gene RasGAP1, whose product is annotated as GTPase-activating protein. The record is from RefSeq and is a predicted model, not a curated record. Bases 72 to 2675 code for a protein of 867 amino acids. The transcript is spliced from 13 exons. NCBI's taxonomy places the organism in Eukaryota, Metazoa, Arthropoda, Insecta, Coleoptera, Curculionidae. Gene Ontology annotation, biological process: regulation of GTPase activity; intracellular signal transduction.
UCUCUGUUCGUGCAGUGCAAUAUUACUUCGUUACAAUUCGUGCAAUAUUGGAGUGUAAUAAUUAAUUAAUUAUGGAGAGACUAAUAAAAGUUAUCGAAAAUUUGUAUAGGGGCAACAUGAAAAAUGAAAAAGAUGUCGUGAAAUGGUUGAAUGAAUAUGCGGAACAUUUUCGUCAUGGCGUUAUAAGUCCAGUAUUAAAAAUCCUAAAAAGUUUGCAUACAGGUGAAGCCAAAAAUUUGCCUUGUAGGAGUCAUAGUUCCGCCACACAGAGAGAUGUGUACUGCACUUUAUCAUUGGACCAAGAGGAAAUAUUUAGAACAUCCACUGUUUAUCAAACCCUAAGUCCGUUUUUUGGAGAGGAAUUCCAGUUCGACGUACCACGAAACUUCCGGUACAUCUCGCUUUACAUAUUUGACCGGGACAAGCAGAAUAAUAAACAGGACAAAGUGCUGGGUAAAGUAGCGAUCCGUCGGGAGCAUCUCGCUUCCUACAACAACCGAGACCACUGGUUUCCAAUAAAAGCCGUCGAUGCUGAUAGCGAGGUUCAAGGUAAAGCAAACAUCGCUAUUAAGUUCGAACCGGUGAUCAACCAAGGGAACAAGUACUGUUGCGACGUGAUCACCCGCAAGCUCUUAGUACAGGUCGUCGAGUGUUUAGAUUUAACUUUAAAGAACGGCACUUGCGAUCCUUACGCCUUAAUAUCGGUGACGUAUACGAACGGCAAAAGACAUUCGAAAAAGACUAAAGUACGGAAAAAAACCACAAGGCCUCAGUUCGAAGAAGUCUUUUCGUUUAAUUGUUUCGACGAUAGCGAUCACGAGGUGGAAAUUUGUGAACUGCUGGUGUCCAUCUGGCACGACACCCCCGGCAUUAACGACGACGUUUUUCUUGGGGAAGUCAGAGUGCAACUCAGGGGAUUUCAGCAACAGAACGCCGCUCAUCCGAAUGCUUGGUAUUUUCUCCAGCCUAGAUCAGGUAGAAACCGUCCAUUUUUAACUCACUCCACUCCGCCAGGUACUAGACUCUCUAGCGAUAAUACUCUGGGAUCGCUCAGGUUACAGGUGCAAUAUACAGAAGAUCGCGUAUUUCCGGCAGGAGUUUAUGAAAAUCUUAAGACUUUACUUUUAAGCAGUUUAAAUGUACAGCCUAUAACAAACAGUUCCAUUUUUAUCUUAGGGGAAAUAAUUAAUAAAAUUGAGAUAGCACCGGCUUUAGUGAGGAUCCUGCUUCACGCGGAGAAGGUCGUACCGGUCAUAAGGGCUUUAGCGGAUGUCGAAAUAGCGAAUGUUACGGACGCAACGACAAUUUUCCGCGGAAAUACACUAGUUUCGAAAAUGAUGGACGAAGCGAUGAGACUAAUAGGCCUGCAGUACCUUCACAAAACUUUAAGGCCCACGUUAGAGCUUAUCAUUAGUGAAAAGAAACCGUGCGAAAUCGAUCCUACUCGCGUAAAAGAUCCGAAUACCAUUCAAGUAAAUCAGGCCAACCUAAAGUUUUACAUCCAGAAAAUCUUCGAAGAUAUCACCCAGAGUGCGGUGCAUUGUCCGUCGUUAAUGUGUCAGAUUUUUUACCACCUAAAGGAAUGCGCUAUGACUUAUUUUCAAAACAAUUCUGAAGUUAGGUACUCUGUGAUAUCGGGUUUUAUAUUCUUAAGGUUUUUCGCUCCAGCUAUUUUAGGACCCAGGCUAUUUGACUUAACUACUCAGGCCAUAGAUUACCAGACCAAUAGGACCCUCACUUUAAUCUCUAAGACGAUACAGUCACUAGGAAAUUUAGUGAGCUGUAGAUCUACUCAGCAAGUAAUGAAAGAAGAGUACAUGGAGUUUUUGUACAAAGCAUUUUGUACGGACGCGCACAAGACUGCAAUGAGGAAAUUCUUGGAAAUUAUUUCGGCCAGUACUUCGAGUCCCCCAAUUAUCGAAAAUGACAAGCCCGUUACUCUUAAAGAAGGGUUGAUGAUUAAAAGGGCUCAAGGCAGAAAAAGGUUCGGAAGGAAAAACUUUAAGCAACGAUAUUUCAAGUUAACAACUCAGAAUUUGAGUUACUCAAAGAGCCGGGGGAAAGAAGCGUUAUGCGUAAUACCAUUAAACAACAUCUUGGCGGUGGAGAGACUGGCGGAAACCUCUUUUAAAAUGAAGAAUAUGUUUCAAAUAGUCCAGCCGGAACGCGCGUUAUACGUUCAGGCUGCCAAUUGCGUGGAAGAAAAGGAAUGGGUGGACUUACUGACGAAAAUAUGUCAAACGAACGCGAAUCGCCUUCAAAAGUAUCACCCGUCCGCGUUUAUAAAUGGCGAAUGGAUGUGCUGUAAGUCUCCAAACGAACUGGCCCCCGGAUGUAGCGAAGUGUCGCAGGUCGAUAGCAAUAAUUACCAUAUGACCCUCGAUUCGGAGCGGGACCUUCAAAGGGUCCAUUCGCUCGUAAUAGCUCACGUGCUGCAUUUGGAACGAUUCAUCCAGAUGUUGGACGAUCGAAACCCGGAGAUUCGUGACGUGAUGAAGCAGCUGCUCGAGGUUUCGUUCGCGAUAGAAGAUCGCCAUCAGAGCUACAGACGGACCCUUAAUAGAAAUACCAAAUAUGGCAGUUUAGCCGCUCCCAUAGGAGACGACAACUAUCUUCUGGCAUCUCGAAUGAAUUUGGACCCGAACGUGUUGCUACGUCACAGAGGACCGGAAUGAUCUUGUGCAGCUUUAUUACGCUAAUUAUUUUAGCUAUUCGUCAUAUUUAUUCGCGUCGAAUUGGUGCCGAGUAACUUUUUUACUAGUGCAGAAAUUUUUGUCGGUAUUAAUGUUAUACCGAUGCCGAUUUGUUUUUAAGAAGUAACACCACCAUUAAUGCUUUUCUGGCUCAACAUUAUAUGUUCAUGGUUUCGGAAUAUUUUCGAUGGUUAAGGCUCAGGGUGUAAGUAAGUACAGUUUAACAGUUACUUUAGUUCCAGGUGAACAAUAGUAAUAAUAGACAAUUGAAUCUUAUAAAAGCAAAAUCCGACAAAUCCACUUUUAGAAAAUUUUGGGAAAUGAGAAAAAACGAUAAGGGGAAGUUAAAAGCCCAAUAACUUUUUAAGUUUCUUUAUAUACAUAGAGCAAGUCAUCAAGCAUCUAAUUUUGAACAAUUCAACCUGGAAAAACAUCUUAGUGUAAAGUUAUUUGAAAUUAUUUUUUUUUUGUCGGAUUUUGAAACUCACCAUAGUGGAUUUGUCGUAUUUUGUAAAAAAAAACUUUUGUUUUUAAAAUACGUAUUUUAUUACGGAAAAAUUUAACAAAUAUAGAUACUAAUACCGAAAUUAUUUAAAAAAUAGUUUAAACUAACAAA